Molecule: messenger RNA, 2229 nt
Organism: Schistocerca nitens (vagrant locust)
Lineage: Eukaryota; Metazoa; Arthropoda; Insecta; Orthoptera; Acrididae
Product: broad-complex core protein isoforms 1/2/3/4/5-like
Exons: 6
Coding region: 155-1579 (474 amino acids)
Biological process (GO): regulation of transcription by RNA polymerase II
Cellular component (GO): nucleus
Molecular function (GO): protein binding
Source: RefSeq, a predicted model, not a curated record
UUACUACAGAAGGUGCUUUAAAGCAAGCUUUCAUCCAUCUGGGUGUUACAUUCAUCACAAGUCACCUUGUUGAGGAGACUGCAUGUGUUGAAAUACCAUUCCUUGGAAGACACAACAUACAGAUUCAUUAUGUAUUUUUUAGAUAGAUUGUUACAUGUGUCUUCCCAUGGACCAUUCCUGUACUACCUCAUGGACUGUUGGGCGAUUGUUUAACCAGAAGAUGGGUAGCAGUCAGCAGUUCUCACUCAGGUGGAAUAAUUACCUGAACCACAUAACUGGUGCCUUUGACACAUUGAGAAAUGAUGAUGAGUUGGUGGACGUAACACUGAGCUGUGAAGGCAAGCGCAUUAAGGCUCACAAGAUGUUGCUGUCUGUCUGCAGUACUUAUUUUAGAGAUCUGUUCAAGGAAAAUCCUUGCCAGCAUCCUGUGAUAAUUUUUCGCAAUGUCAAAUUUGAAGACCUGGUGGCUCUGAUAGACUUCAUGUACCAUGGAGAGGUGAAUGUGAUGCAGGAGCAGCUCACUUCCUUUCUGACAACAGCAGAACUGUUGGCAGUGCAGGGCCUCUCUGAGGAUAAGGGCAAGGAGAAGGAGAGGGACAGUAGUCCACUGCCAGAGAGUGAGGUGGACUUGACGGACUCUCCUCCACCACCACCGCCACCACCACCAGUUCAUGAGACUGAAGCCUCUGUCAGUAACAGUGGCCAUAUUGGGCUCUUGCGACACAACAGGCAGCGUACGUCGUCUCCGCGAAGUCCCCCUCAGGCUCCGGCCUUUUUUCCCACCACCUCUAAUAUAGAACGACGCCCGGAGUCACCACCUAAUAAACGCCGCCGUUGGUCAUCUACUCAGCAGCCAAUCGCAAAACCUGCUGCAGUGUCUGUGACCAGUAGGAAAUGUGACGAUGAGGGAAGUGGGUCCCCACCACCACCACCUUCUCCAGCCAGAAGGCCAGUUACGGAUCAGACCCCAGACACCACUGAAAUUGUGCCACCCACGCCAAACCCUCCCGUCAAAAUGGAAAUGCCCGAUUAUGUUGAUGAAUCUCGGACUCGUGCUGAUCAGGGUCAGAUGCCCAGUGGAACAGCUGUCGAAAAUGACUCUCUUGCGAGCAUGGCACAACUUGUUGCUGCAAAAACUGAGGGUGCUUCAUCACCAACACAAGGAGUGAGUUCGGCUCCGCCUGAUUUGUCAGAUCUUUACGGAGGGAGCUCGCGGGAUGCGGGGGCCACUUCGGACAGCUUAUCUGCUGUUGAACUGUCCCAGAUCCUUGCGAAACCGGGACCGUCGGGAGAAAGCCAGAGCCAAGAUUCUCUGCAGGGUCUGCAAAAUAUCAGUUACCAGCAGGGAAACUCAUCACCUGGAGCAAAAAUGUUCAGCUGUGAUAUUUGUGGAGCGGCAUACAGACAUGCUGCAAAUCUAACAUCACACAAGAAAAUACAUUCUGGAGAGACAUUAUGCGCACUUUGUAACAAAGUACUCAGUCGCAAAUCGAACUUCCGAAGACAUAUGAAACUGGUGCAUGGUUGUCCAGGAUUUGAUAGCCCUAACAGUGGCGUUGGGGGAUUCCUGCAACUCUAGUCUGUUGUACUCAGUGUACCCCUUUUACUCUUGUAAAAACAUGUUUUGACCAAAAGAAAGUGUUUAAACAUACUGAAGUGAAUCCAAAAACCAGUACUUCUUUAUUUCAUGUAAUAUGAAAACUAUUUGGUUGUGCUGACUACUGUAGUUGUGACUUCAAAUAUUGCUGGCAUACCUCAGGGGACUGGAGCACAAGCUCUUCAGAAAUCAGUGAAAAUGUAAAGAAAGAAAUACAAACUAAAUACAACAUGGAAAUCAUAAAAAUGAAAGCAGUGUAGAAGAAUAUUAAGAUAUCCAUGAAAAUGAAUAGAGGAGAACUUUGUUCCAAAAAUAGUAUAGGAGUUGGAGAGCCAGAUUAAGACUCCUUUCUCUAAUUCUGCGGGUGAUGAUUUUAUUACUAUACUGCCGAGAGAAAUGUGCUCCACUUUAGCAUACAUGUUAGAUACAUAUAUAGACAGAGAUGGACCACUCAACAUUCUAUUGUGUUGUGAGAAUACAUUCUGGAAAAGAACAGACAAAAAUGAGGAAAUAAAUCUACAGGUGAUUGAAAGACACAGGUAACAUCUCAGCUAAACUGCACUGGCUUUUGAGCUGAGGUAUCACUCUUUUUUCUGGCUGAUCAGAAAUGAGACCAGUGAGAGAUAGAGUCU